Sorex fumeus (smoky shrew) is the source of this 1983-nucleotide messenger RNA. It is a transcript of the gene INA, whose product is annotated as internexin neuronal intermediate filament protein alpha. The coding region runs from base 60 to 1553 and encodes 497 amino acids. The record is from RefSeq and is a predicted model, not a curated record. The transcript is spliced from 3 exons. NCBI's taxonomy places the organism in Eukaryota, Metazoa, Chordata, Mammalia, Eulipotyphla, Soricidae. Gene Ontology annotation, molecular function: structural constituent of postsynaptic intermediate filament cytoskeleton. Gene Ontology annotation, cellular component: intermediate filament; cytoplasm; postsynaptic intermediate filament cytoskeleton. Gene Ontology annotation, biological process: intermediate filament organization.
GCAGCCCCGGCCGCCGCCGCCGCCGCCGCCGCCGCGCGCCCGACCCCGCUCCCGGCACCAUGAGCUUCGGCUCCGAGCACUACCUGUGCGCCGCCUCCUCCUACCGCAAGGUGUUCGGCGACGGCUCGCGCCUGUCCUCGCGCCUGGCGGGGGCGGGCGGCGCGGGCGGCUUCCGCUCGCAGUCGCUGUCCCGCUGCACCGUGGCCUCCUCGGCCGCCUGCUCGUCCGCCUCGUCGCUCGGCCUGGGCCUCGCCUACCGCCGGGCGGCCGCGCCCGACGGCCUGGACCUGAGCCAGGCGGCCGCGCGCACCAACGAGUACAAGAUCAUCCGCACCAACGAGAAGGAGCAGCUGCAGGGCCUCAACGACCGCUUCGCCGUGUUCAUCGAGAAGGUGCACCAGCUGGAGACGCAGAACCGCGCGCUGGAGGCCGAGCUGGCGGCGCUGCGGCAGCGCCACGCCGAGCCGUCGCGCGUGGGCGAGCUGUUCCAGCGCGAGCUGCGCGAGCUGCGCGCGCAGCUGGAGGAGGCGAGCUCGGCGCGCGCGCAGGCCCUGCUGGAGCGCGACGGGCUGGCCGACGAGGUGCAGCGGCUGCGGGCGCGCUGCGAGGAGGAGAGCCGCGGGCGCGAGGGCGCCGAGCGCGCCCUCAAGGCGCAGCAGCGCGACGUGGACGGCGCCACGCUGGCGCGCCUAGACCUGGAGAAGAAGGUGGAGUCGCUGCUGGACGAGCUGGCCUUCGUGCGCCAGGUGCACGAUGAGGAGGUGGCCGAGCUGCUGGCCACGCUGCAGGCCUCGUCGCAGGCGGCGGCCGAGGUGGACGUGGCCGUGGCCAAGCCCGACCUGAGUUCGGCGCUCCGGGAGAUCCGCGCCCAGUACGAGUCCCUGGCCGCCAAGAACCUGCAGUCGGCCGAGGAGUGGUACAAGUCCAAGUUCGCCAACCUCAAUGAGCAGGCGGCGCGCAGCACCGAGGCCAUCCGCGCCAGCCGCGAGGAGAUCCACGAGUACCGGCGCCAGCUGCAGGCGCGCACCAUCGAGAUCGAGGGGCUGCGCGGCGCCAACGAGUCCUUGGAGAGGCAGAUCCUGGAGCUGGAGGAGCGACACAGCGCGGAGGUGGCGGGCUACCAGGACAGCAUUGGGCAGCUGGAGAACGACCUGAGGAACACCAAGAGUGAGAUGGCGCGCCACCUGCGGGAGUACCAGGACUUGCUCAAUGUCAAAAUGGCUCUUGACAUCGAGAUUGCAGCCUACAGGAAACUGCUGGAAGGAGAAGAAACACGUUUUAGCACCAGUGGAUUCAGCAUUUCGGGUCUGAACCCACUUCCUAACCCAAGUUACCUGCUCCCACCCAGAGUCCUUAGUUCUACAUCCUCAAAGGUCUCAUCCACUGGGCUAUCCCUUAAGAAGGAGGAGGAGGAGGCUUCCAAGGAGGUGUCUAAGAAAACCUCCCAGAUAGAGGAAAGUUUUGAAGAAAUAUUGGAGGAGACAGUAAUAUCUUCUAAGAAAAUUGAGAAAUCAAAUCUCGAAGAAAGCACCCUUUCGAGCCAAAAAAUAUAAUUAUGUUGCUUAGAAUUUUUCGCGCAUCAGAGGGGAUAGUAAUAAUGCACUUGACUUGUUAAACAGCCUAUUCCUAAACCAAAACACCUGUCACAGCGAUACACUGUCUUCCAGGCUUCAGUCUCACAGUUAGCAUCAAAUCCUUUCUCUAGUCAGAUAACCAUCCCUUAGGUUGGAGCACACUGCAAUCCUCGAGCAAGAAGUCCUAGAGGAAUUCUCUAAGAAUCCAGCUUUCUCACCUAAAGCUCAGGCUUCACAGCAUAGAUGAUUCAGGUACAGAGGAAGUACGAACUAAGGUGCUAAAUCUGUGAUCAUCGUCAUUUGCUGCGUAUUGAGGUCAAACCUGUAUCCAUUCACUUAUCCACAGCCAUUAUCCCAGGAUAUUAUCUCACUUUUGGCACCUACAACAUACGAUCACUGCCAAAAAUAA